Terrapene triunguis (Three-toed box turtle) is the source of this 1942-nucleotide messenger RNA. RefSeq names its product ETS transcription factor ERG (gene ERG). Bases 360 to 1820 code for a protein of 486 amino acids. The record is from RefSeq and is a predicted model, not a curated record. Gene Ontology annotation, biological process: cell differentiation; regulation of transcription by RNA polymerase II. Gene Ontology annotation, molecular function: protein binding; sequence-specific DNA binding; DNA-binding transcription factor activity, RNA polymerase II-specific. NCBI's taxonomy places the organism in Eukaryota, Metazoa, Chordata, Testudines, Emydidae. The transcript has 11 exons. Gene Ontology annotation, cellular component: nucleus.
UCUGUGUGCUAUGCUCAAUAAAACUGCACGUUAAUAGUAAGCAAUUAAUACAUUAUGUAGCCCUGCUUUAAAAACCGAGACACCUUUAAUUAUGAUUAUUGUUAUGAUCAUUAAAGGAGUACUCGAUUUUCUUCUUUAUAUGCUUUGCUCUCGAUUCCGACUGUUAGCUGGGGUUCCUAGCUGGGAAAGUGCAGGAGAGGUGUCUUUCAGAACAUGAGUGAGAGCAGCAUGAAAUGAACAGAAGGAACAUUGCACAAGAUAAAGUAGGGAAAAUGCAGUUUCAGCACGGAGAUAAGAGACAAAAGACACCUCGCUGCCUUGGGGUUUGAACUGGUAAACACAUUGGCCUCUUAAAGGACAUGAUUCAGACUGUCCCAGAUCCAGCAGCUCAUAUCAAGGAAGCAUUAUCAGUAGUAAGCGAAGACCAGUCCUUGUUUGAGUGUGCCUACGGAACGCCACACCUUACUAAGACAGAGAUGACUGCCUCCUCUUCCAGCGAAUAUGGGCAGACAUCAAAGAUGAGUCCGCGUGUCCCCCAGCAAGACUGGUUAUCACAACCACCAGCUAGAGUCACCAUCAAGAUGGAAUGUAACCCAAAUCAGAUUAAUGGGUCAAGGAAUUCCCCUGAUGACUGCAGCGUGGCAAAAGGAGGGAAGAUGGUCAGUGGCUCAGAUAAUGUCGGGAUGAACUAUGGAAGCUAUAUGGAAGAGAAACAUGUUCCACCACCAAAUAUGACAACUAAUGAACGAAGAGUGAUUGUUCCAGCAGAUCCUACAUUAUGGAGUACCGACCAUGUACGUCAGUGGUUGGAAUGGGCCGUGAAGGAAUAUGGUCUUCCAGACGUUGACAUCUUGUUGUUCCAGAACAUUGAUGGGAAGGAACUGUGUAAAAUGACCAAAGAUGACUUCCAGAGACUCACCCCAAGCUAUAAUGCAGAUAUCCUCCUCUCACACCUACACUACCUCAGAGAGACUCCUCUUCCACAUUUGACUUCAGAUGAUGUUGAUAAGGCCUUACAAAACUCUCCACGGUUAAUGCAUGCUAGAAACACAGGGGGUGCAGCUUUUAUUUUCCCAAAUACUUCAGUUUAUCCAGAAGCAACACAAAGAAUUACAACCAGGCCAGAUUUAUCAUAUGAACAAGCCAGAAGGUCAGCAUGGACAAGUCAUAGUCACCCUGCUCCUCAAUCAAAAGCUACCCAACCAUCAUCAUCAACAGUGCCCAAAACAGAAGACCAGCGACCUCAGUUAGAUCCAUAUCAGAUUCUUGGACCAACCAGCAGCCGUCUUGCAAAUCCAGGGAGUGGACAGAUACAACUGUGGCAGUUUCUGCUGGAACUCCUGUCUGAUAGCUCCAAUUCCAAUUGCAUUACCUGGGAGGGCACCAAUGGAGAGUUCAAGAUGACUGACCCUGAUGAAGUAGCCCGGCGCUGGGGAGAAAGGAAAAGCAAACCCAACAUGAACUAUGACAAACUCAGUCGUGCACUCCGUUACUACUAUGACAAAAAUAUUAUGACUAAAGUCCAUGGUAAGCGUUAUGCCUACAAGUUUGACUUCCAUGGAAUAGCUCAGGCCCUCCAGCCUCAUCCUCCAGAGUCAUCCAUGUAUAAGUAUCCAACAGACCUACCCUACAUGAGCCCCUACCAUGCACACCCUCAGAAGAUGAACUUUGUAGCUCCCCAUCCUCCUGCUUUACCUGUAACUUCCUCCAGCUUUUUUGCUGCCCCUACUACAUACUGGAAUUCACCAACUGGAAGUAUCUACCCUAAUACUAGGCUUCCAGCCACCCAUAUGCCUUCUCACCUUGGCACCUACUACUAAGUAGGAAAAAAAUAAGAGACACUUCUCCAUGGAAUAUAGUACCCAAUUAAUUAUGAUGAACUAUAUUGGAGAACAUGAAUUAAAAAUGCCUAAAGAGACAUGAAAAAGUUUGACUUGUGGGA